This is a messenger RNA of Lampris incognitus (smalleye Pacific opah), 1367 nucleotides long. Its product is annotated as probable E3 ubiquitin-protein ligase DTX3. Gene Ontology annotation, biological process: Notch signaling pathway; protein ubiquitination. The transcript has 3 exons. The record is from RefSeq and is a predicted model, not a curated record. Bases 70 to 468 code for a protein of 132 amino acids. NCBI's taxonomy places the organism in Eukaryota, Metazoa, Chordata, Actinopteri, Lampriformes, Lampridae.
GUGACCUUGUGCCCAAAGUGUCUUGUCAACGUACAUGCCCACUGCAGGGUUUGUGUGAAGACAACACCAAUGCCCCCAGGCAUCCAGGGAAGCAUGAGCUACUCUGAGAUGCCCAUUAGCCUGCAAGGUCAUAGCAGGUACUCUACUUUGAAGAUCACUUACACCAUUCCUGAUGGCAUCCAAGGGGACAGGCACCCUUCACCUGGGUCUCCGUUUCAAGGAGGAGUGUUUGAGGCCUUCAUUCCUUACUGUGAGAUGACAAAGAGGCUGCUGCCCAGGCUGAAGAAGGCUUUCAAGCAAAGGCUCACCUUUACUGUGACUGAGAAAGAGGAUGCGGCUGUGGUCACCUGGGACUGCAUCCCACACAAAACCAGUCUGCAAGGAGGUAAAUCCAGCAAUGGUUACCCAGACUCCAGCUAUUUGACUCGCUUGUCUGAAGUUUUGACCUCGCAUGGAAUUGAAGGGUGAUCCAUCACUAGAUUUAAACUACUACUUUCCGCUGCUCCCAUUAGGGGUCUCCACAGUGGCUCAUCCAUUUCCAUCUCUUCCUGUCCUCUGCAUCUUCCUCUGUCACACUAGCCACCUGCAGGUCCUCCCUCACUACAUGCAUACGUUUCCUCUUUAGCCUUCCUCUUUUCCUCUCCCCUGGCAGCUCCAUAUUCAGCAUCCUUCUCCCAAGAGACCCAGCAUCUCUCCUCCACACAUGUCCAAGCCGUCUCAAUCUUGCCUCUCUUGCUUUGUCUCCAAACCAUCCAAGCUGAACUGUCCCUCUAAAAUAAUUGUCCCUAAUCCUGUCCUUCUCCGUCACUGCUAAUGAAAUUCUUAGCAUCUUCAACUCUGCCACUUCCAGCUCUGCCUCCUGUCUUUUCAUCAGUGCCACCGUCUCCAAACCAUACAACGUAGCUGGUCUCACAACCAUCUUGUAAACCUUCCCUUUAACUCUUGCUGGUACCCUUCUGUCGCAAAUCGCUCCUGAUGCUCUUCUCCACCCACUCCACCCUGUCUGCACUCUCCAUCACUAGAUUUAAAGGGGAGAAAAAUAAGGGCAAGAUUUUUAUUAAAGUAACGUUUUUUGUAAUUUCUGUGUAUGUAUCGAAACAUGAUUUGCAUGGUUUGUGGACAGUUGGAUGGUCAGGGUUUCUAAAUGUAUCCGUGGGGUCAUGACAAUUACAUGUUUUGUAUGUCAAAACUAAAAAUUUAUAUUUCUAAAACAUUUGUCAGAAAACAGGGUGUAUCCGUUUCACUCAGCCAACUUUUGUUGAUUCUUGUAUUACCACUGCACCAGCUGUUAAUUCUUUUUUUAAAAUAUAUUUCAUUCUGAAACAUCUGUCCCGUAAACUGACUCAUACUUUUUGACACUUUUUAAC